This is a messenger RNA of Etheostoma spectabile (orangethroat darter), 2034 nucleotides long. It is a transcript of the gene pafah1b3, whose product is annotated as platelet-activating factor acetylhydrolase, isoform Ib, gamma subunit. Bases 90 to 761 code for a protein of 223 amino acids. Gene Ontology annotation, molecular function: platelet-activating factor acetyltransferase activity. The transcript has 6 exons. The record is from RefSeq and is a predicted model, not a curated record. Lineage: Eukaryota; Metazoa; Chordata; Actinopteri; Perciformes; Percidae. Gene Ontology annotation, cellular component: cytoplasm.
ACAAUGGUACUGGCAACUAUGGUGAAAAUUUACUUCCUGAAACUGAAUUGGGAGGUGGCGAUUUAUUGAUUUCAUGAAAGAGUCAAGUCAUGAGUGCAGAGGACCCAAACCCAGCCGCCACACCCACUCCCUGUGAAGACAUCCAGGGAGAUGGACGAUGGAUGUCUCUGCACAACCGCUUUGUGUCUGACAGCAAAGACAAAGAACCUGAUGUCCUGUUUGUCGGAGACUCUCUUGUUCAGCUCAUGCACCAGUUUGGGAUAUGGCGGCAGCUGUUCUCUCCUCUCCAUGCCCUCAAUUUUGGGGUGGGUGGAGAUAAAACACAACAUGUGCUCUGGAGACUCACCAAUGGCGAGCUGGAUAAUAUCAGCCCAAAGGUUGUAGUGCUGUGGGUGGGCACUAACAAUCACGGUGAAACUGCCGAACAGAUCUGUGGAGGCAUCAUGGCGAUCGUCCAGGUCAUCAAGAACAAGCUCCCCCAUUCCCGGACUCUUGUACUUGGUAUACUGCCCAGAGGUAAAUCGCCAAACCCUCUGCGGGAGCGAAAUGCCAAGGUGAACAUGCUAGUCCAGGAGGCUGUAUCGUACGUCCCCCACGCCUCUUUCCUCAACGUGGACCCAGGCUUUGUCCACGUCAAUGGUAGCAUCUCCCAUCAGGACAUGUACGAUUACCUUCACCUGACCCCUCAGGGCUAUCAGGCUGUGUGCGAACCCCUGCACGCCCAUCUCAAGUCCAUGCUAGAAAAGCCUGCUGAGAACUGAGCAACCAGGGCACAAACUUACACUACCACAGUGGUCCUCAUCCCUGUUUACAGAGAGCAUCACACCCAGCUUAUUAACCCCUUGAAUGAUGGCGAGAAAUAAUUAUUUGGGGCUAAAAGCUGCACAAAUUACUUGCGUGAGUCGUCUCCAUGGCCAGGGUUGGUGACCACUGUUAAAGAUAAUGGGACCAUAACGUUUUUUUUCUGUUCAUGAUGCAGUGAGAAAUGUAAUGUGCUGUGCUAUAGAGAGACAAAGUCUUGCUGGUAAUCAUCUGUUCCACUAGCUUUUGGUUUUCAGUGAUUUUCCAUAGAAAGAAAAUAUUGUAUUUUUCUGCAACAUGAUGCAAAUGAGGAAUAUUACAUAGGGAACUCAUGGGCUGUGAUCCAUGGGGACCAGAGCCAAACAGUUAAAUUAUAUCUGGCAGUAUGACACUGAAAUACAUAAAUAAAUCCAGUGGUUAUAAUUAAAGUUUUUGAAAAGACACAGCAACUUUUUAAUCUAAUUAAGAUAUGCUGUAGGUCAAAAUAUUAGUUGCUGCACCAUAAAUGUUAUAACUGUGCCCCAGAUCUCAUCCUUUAACCUAAAGUACAGCACUUAUGAGACUAUCACAGCCUAAUUUACCUUUGCAUAAGGACAGAUGUCUGCUUUUCAGAAGAAGAAAAAUACCUUCUAUGACAAAAUACAUAAUCUGCCUGAGGCUACUGGAACAGGAACUAGUUGAAAAACGUUGAGGCUCUUUAGGUGUCAGGAUAUGUUUGGUAAAAAACAAAUGAAAUACAAGAGCUGCCCUUACCAGGAAAUUGCUGUAAUUCACCAUUUUCGUUUCUCAGUUUCACUAACUUCCAUAAGUUCCAUUUAUUUGGCAAUGGUGUUAUUUACCCCAUUGUGAUGUCUUGUGUCUUUUGUUUAUGUUCUUUUGAAUGACCAAAUGUUUUUGAUUGACCGUAACCGUUUACUUGCCUUUUAUCAUGUCACAUGUCUCAUUAUUGUCCAUUUACCUUUUAUUUUACCAUAUUGACAUGAGAGACUAUUUUGUUGCAAACAUAGAUGUAUUUGAGUAGGUUGUGAAGUUGGAUAGAUAUAUGUGAAGUUGCUUGUGCUUCAAGUGUAAUCUCAUCCGCAACAUAAUGGCCAAUCACACCAUUUGAAAAGGCUUUACUUCACACUAUGCUUCUGAAUCUCUUGGACAAGGAUUGUGUUACAGAACUUGAAUUAUGCUUCAGGAUGGCUGAUUGUGUAAGUGGUGAAAGAAUGCAUUAAAAAGGAAAAAUGG